Molecule: messenger RNA, 948 nt
Organism: Aspergillus homomorphus CBS 101889
Lineage: Eukaryota; Fungi; Ascomycota; Eurotiomycetes; Eurotiales; Aspergillaceae
Product: SMP-30/gluconolactonase/LRE family protein
Exons: 2
Source: RefSeq, a predicted model, not a curated record
UCGGCCUUCGAAGCCCACGACCCGCGCUUCCACAGCAUCACAGGCGCGAAUCCCGCCCUAACGCUCCUCCUCAGCAGCGCAACCAACACGCCGUUCGCGCACGAAGCGAGCGUGUACAUCGCGGGCACCAACACCCUCUACCUAACAAGCAACAUCCUCACCGACAGCGCAACCAACACCUCGAGCAUCCAAAUCUCGAAGAUUGCUCUAGACAACCACCCGCUAACCGCCGAAGUCCUCCACCUAACCCCAGCAAUCCCGAACCCGAACGGCGCAACCGCACACGACAACGGCAUCCUCUUCUGCGGACAAGGCACAGCAACCGCACCAGCCGGGCUCUACCAGCUCACACUCGACCCGCCCAACAACAACACCGUAACCCCGGUCCUCACCAGCUUCUACAGCCGCCCAUUCAACUCCCCCAACGACGUCGCCAUCCACCCCGCCGACGACUCUAUCUGGUUCACGGACCCGGACUACGGUUAUAUCCAGGGUCUGCGGCCGGCGCCUCAGCUUCCGAAUCAGGUGUAUCGGUUUGAGCCUUCUACGGGAGCUGUGAGGGUCGUGGCGGAUGGGUUCGACAAGCCGAAUGGCAUUGCGUUUGCGCCCGAUGGGCUGACGCUUUAUGUUACCGAUACUGGCGCUGCGCGCGGUGAUGGCACGGUUGAUCUCGCUCGUGUCGCCACUAUAUACGCGUUCGAUAUCCGCGCUAGAGAUGGAGAGCCGUUCUUAACGAACCGGCGGGUAUUUGCUAUGGCGGAUGCGGGCGUGCCUGAUGGGAUCAAGGUGGAUGCGGACGGCAAUGUGUAUGCUGGUUGUGGGGACGGGGUUAAUGUUUGGUCUGCUGGGGGUGUUUUGCUAGGGAAGAUUCUGGUGGAGGGCGGGGUGGCGAAUUUUGGGUUUGCGGGGGCGGGGAGGUUGUUUUUGAUGGGGGAGACGAGGCUUUGG